AUGGUAAACGAAAUAGCACUGGUAAAACUCGAACAAAAGUUGGAACUCAAUAAGUAUGUACGCACUGUGUGCCUACCAGAGAAAACUGGAGGGGAUUUGGUCAUCCCUACGAAGUACGGUUACGUUGCCGGCUGGGGAGCUACGAAAGCCUUGAAACCAGGAAAAAAAGCGCCAGUUGCUCGCCGAAAUUCAAACGUAUUGAAGCACUUGGCUUAUGAAAUUGAACAUUAUCGAUUAUGUGGUAAUAGGCCUGCACUGCCAUUCAAUUCUACGGUAUCGUUUUGCGCUGGAGAUGGAAAAGGANACCCAGGCUCUGUGAUAGUACCACAGUACGGUUCCAGUAAAAUUACAGUGUUUGUAUGGGGUAAAAAUACCAUCCUAAAAUUUCUAGGAAAUACUAAAUAAAGAUCAAUGAAACUUACUCUGCAGUUAAUUGUUGUUGUCCUUAUUUCUCCAACGAAAUUUCGUGAUAAUUUGCAGUAAUUUGUUCAAAUUCACUCUAUCUACAAUAAUAAUAUACAAGGUAGGAAACACGAGAUGCCAUUUUCGCCGAUAUGCUCUCAUUCAACACAACUUUUUCCACGAAAUUCGAACUCCAACGGAAAAUAAACAUCCCAGGAUCGUAGAAAUAGGAUAGCAGCAGAUAUAGAAACCAAUGAAGCUUUCCCAGAUAGAGAAACGAAUCCCACAGACUUUGACAAACUGGAGUUCGAAUUUCGUGGAAAAAGUUGUGUUGAAUGAGAGCAAAUAAAUGUUUCGACAUUCACGCUUGUUGGCAAGUAUAAAAUUGUGUUUACUGUAAUGUUGGAGUAUUUACAGGAUCAUAUAUAUUUUUCAAUGUCUUAAAAUAAGUACCAGUUGAAAGUAGGUGACCACAACUUGAACAAGGACCCACGAGAGAAGUCGGAAAAGACAGUGACAUUGAAGAACAUAUAUGUUCACCAAGGCUUCAAAUACAAUCUGAUGGUAAACGAAAUAGCACUGGUAAAACUCGAACAAAAGUUGGAACUCAAUAAGUAUGUACGCACUGUGUGCCUACCAGAGAAAACUGGAGGGGAUUUGGUCAUCCCUACGAAGUACGGUUACGUUGCCGGCUGGGGAGCUACGAAAGCCUUGAAACCAGGAAAAAAAGCGCCAGUUGCUCGCCGAAAUUCAAACGUAUUGAAGCACUUGGCUUAUGAAAUUGAACAUUAUCGAUUAUGUGGUAAUAGGCCUGCACUGCCAUUCAAUUCUACGGUAUCGUUUUGCGCUGGAGAUGGAAAAGGAGGAAAUGACACAUGUCACGGUGACAUUGGAGGAGCCUUUGUUCGUGAAGGAAAAAGGGGCGACAAGUGCCGGUGGAUUGUAACUGGCCUUGUCAGCUGGGGAGAAGGCUGUGCACAAAAGAAUCAGUACGGAUACUACACCAGAAUUUAUCCGUUCAUUGACUGGAUCAAGAAAGUUGAGGCUGAAAACACAGAUGCGGAUGAAGGAGAAGCCUAG
Molecule: messenger RNA, 1482 nt
Organism: Porites evermanni
Lineage: Eukaryota; Metazoa; Cnidaria; Anthozoa; Scleractinia; Poritidae
Source: the annotation of a GenBank genome assembly